GGAUGAGUAAUGUGUUGUUUAUAAUGUGUUGUUUAUAAAGUGUUGUUUAUAGGAUGAGUAAUGUGUUGUUUAUAAUGUGUUGUUUAUAGGAUGAGUAAUGUGUUGUUUAUAGAGAUAUCAGUAGAGGAGGACGGAGGGAACUCCGCAGUCAGCUACAAGGAGGACGGAGGGAGGUUCGCUGAAACACAGACUAUAAAACUAAGUGUGGAUACUAAGUACUCUGUCAGAAUAUCAUGUAAAGAGGAGCUGAAGACGCAGGACAUGUUACUUAACGGAGAGGCUAUCUACAUGGAAACUAAACCUCCCGCCCCAGACUCAGACCCUUCACUCAAGGUAUACGAGGGGAGGUUCAGUACUGACAAGGUGGACAAAACAAAGAAAGCCAAGAGAGACGUAGUAGCGCUACAGAUACCGCUACAAUACUCUUUACUGGUAGCGCUCCAGUGCAAGUACUACACUCUAAAGAAGAAGAAGAGUACUAGUUGGGGGGAGACACUGAAGAACAUAGUGGUUAACUAUAAGGAGGAGGAGGGGGUAGAGGGCACUAAGUGUGUAGUGUCCUCUGUGAAGUGCAGGAAGAUCAUGCCUCGCUAAUAGAGGGCACCAAGUGUGUAGUGUCCUCUGUGAAGUGCAGGAAGAUCAUGCCUCACUGAUAGAGGGUACCAAGUGUGUAGUGUCCUCUGUGAAGUGCAGGAAGAUCAUGCCUCGCUGAUAGAGGGCACCAAGUGUGUAGUGUCCUCUGUGAAGUGCAGGAAGACCAUGCCUCGCUGAUAGAGGGCACCAAGU
This is a messenger RNA of Bolinopsis microptera, 786 nucleotides long. RefSeq lists its product as uncharacterized. The record is from RefSeq and is a predicted model, not a curated record. Gene Ontology annotation, biological process: negative regulation of signaling receptor activity. NCBI's taxonomy places the organism in Eukaryota, Metazoa, Ctenophora, Tentaculata, Lobata, Bolinopsidae. The coding region runs from base 91 to 594 and encodes 167 amino acids. The transcript is spliced from 4 exons. Gene Ontology annotation, molecular function: type 1 cannabinoid receptor binding. Gene Ontology annotation, cellular component: plasma membrane.